This is a messenger RNA of Homalodisca vitripennis (glassy-winged sharpshooter), 897 nucleotides long. Its product is annotated as tigger transposable element-derived protein 6-like. Gene Ontology annotation, cellular component: nucleus. The record is from RefSeq and is a predicted model, not a curated record. The transcript has a single exon. The coding region runs from base 181 to 897 and encodes 238 amino acids. Gene Ontology annotation, molecular function: DNA binding. Lineage: Eukaryota; Metazoa; Arthropoda; Insecta; Hemiptera; Cicadellidae.
CAAAAACACAGUAGAAAAUCGCUUACAGUAGAAUUUAAAAGUAAAGUAAUACAAUUUGUAGAAGAAACUCCCAAAAAGAAGAAAUUAGAGAUUGCCAAGAACUUUGACAUCACUCCCUCCACAUUAACCACAAUAAUAAAAAAUAAAGAAAAGUAUAGAGUUGACGGUGGACUGUCCAAAAUGUGCAAAAAGGCUAAGAAAGGUGAGCUACAGGAUGUCGAAGAAGCUAUUAUUAAGUGGUUAAAACAGUGCCGGGAUAAAAAUGUACCCGUUGGAGGUCCUAUACUCCAAGAAAAGCCUCAACAGUUUGCAGAACAAUUAGGGCACGCAGACUUUCGAGCCAGUAAUGGCUGGUUGGAUCGGUUCAAAAAGAGGCACGAAAUAAGUUUCAAAAAAAUUUGUGGCGAGAGUGUUGCCGUGAAUGUUGUAACUUGCGAAGAUUGGAAAGCUAAAUUGCCAGACUUGAUACGUGGAUACAAUGCAGAUGAUAUCUACAAUGCUGAUGAGACAGGGCUUGUUUUUAAGUGCCUGCCGGACAAAACAUUAACGUUUAAAAGAGACCCUUGCAACAGGGGCAAAAACAGCCAAGAUCGUUUGACAGUCUUGCUCUGCAAUAGCUCAUCCGGUACAGAUAAACUGAAACCUCUAGUUAUAGGGAAGUCAAAUAAGCCCAGAUGUUUCAAAAACGUAUCGACCUUACCAACAGACUUUAAGGCUAAUAAUAAAGUGUGGAUAAACAGAGAGGUCUUCGAUGGCUGGCUGAAACAAACCAAUGAAAAAGAAACACAUUCUUUUAUUUAUCAACAACUGCACUGCACAUGCAAAUAUUACGGUACUAACGAAUAUCAAAGUUCAGUUCCUGCCUCCAAACACAACGUCUAUACUCUAACCACUUGA